Felis catus (domestic cat) is the source of this 1752-nucleotide messenger RNA. It is a transcript of the gene MRPL33, whose product is annotated as mitochondrial ribosomal protein L33. Lineage: Eukaryota; Metazoa; Chordata; Mammalia; Carnivora; Felidae. Gene Ontology annotation, cellular component: ribosome; mitochondrion. The record is from RefSeq and is a predicted model, not a curated record. The transcript has 4 exons. Gene Ontology annotation, molecular function: structural constituent of ribosome. The coding region runs from base 1263 to 1529 and encodes 88 amino acids. Gene Ontology annotation, biological process: translation.
UAGUAGUAUAGUUAUAAUAAUCUUAGUCUUGACAGAUACCUACUUAAAUGUGUAGGGGUGAAGGUUUGUGACGUCUGCAAUUUAUUUUCACACAGCUUAACAAAAAACCAUAUAUAAAAAUAUAUUUAUUUAUUCAAGUAGUAUACAGAGAGAGUAGAAUGUUAACAUUGAUUGCAUUGGGUAUAUGAUGUGUUCAUUGCACUAUUCUUUCAACUUUUUGAUAUGUUUGAAAUGCCUCUUUAUAGAAAAUUUGGGAGAAAAUACAGACUCUGGGCCUCACUGGUGGCAAAUGGAGCUUUUAAAAGGCCACAGGUGACUCUGCUAUACCAUCUAGGGACGAGAUCCACUGAUCCAAUGCCCCACUGAGCAUAAAACUGAGGUGUAAAUAGUUGAAAGACUUUCCAAAGGACAGAACAAAGGCUGAAAUUCAUGUUUCUUGGCUUCCAGUCCUGUGUUCUUUCUUAUAUAUCCUUUAAAGGAAUUUCCUAGAUAAGAAACCUUACCCUCUUAAACACCUAAAACUCUUUGUCAGCAAACUGCACAAGGUAAGGAAGGAUUUGGGCACCUACAGGGUACUCAGUUGUUAAAGUCAGAUUAUCAAGAGGACUGAAAAUUAUUAGAGGGUGAAAAAACUAUAAGGUACGAAGGGCAAGGGCAGUCCUAGUUUUUACAAACUUGAAUUGUAUUGAAAAGCUAAAUUUUCUCUUUUAAAUAAUUUUAUUACUUUUAGUGAAUAUAAUCCAUGAGAUUGAAUUUUAUUUCACACAUUUGUUAAGAUUUAAUAUAUAGACAAAAUCAUAGAUGAGGAAAAAAUCUGAAAGUCUUGAUUGUUAGUUGGGGAAUGCGGUUACAGAUGAAGUUCCUAGUGUUGAAGGAGUUCCUUGCAGAGAGAAGUGAAGAACUGAAGAUGCAGAUUAGGUCCCAAUGUUUAGUGGGAAAGGCAUGAGUCUUGGCAGUCAGACAAAACCUGGGUUCGAAUUCUGACUCUGCCAUUUACUAGUUUUGUCACAUUAGGCAAGGUAUGUGAGCGCUCCAGAUGAGUUAUUCAGUCCCUCUUGCAGGCAACUGCGCUGGGUGCUCUAAUAAGGCACGUUAACAUAAGAUACGCAAGGUCGUGCCCUCCUAGAAAUCCAACAGAUAAUUAAGGAACGGGGGAUAUUCAGGGGGAGGUUCUAACCCUGAAGGGACUAAGAGCAGCUCUUAACCAGGAGGAGAUGAAGUUGGGCCGGAAGAAGCAAAAGAAGGCAACAUUUUAAGGAAAUAUGCGGGAGCCUGGUAGUCUGGAGCAGCUGAGAAACACAUACAUAGCCUGUGGCUUUAAUGCAGGCGUGUGCCCCGGAAGAAGUUGCUUGUUGAGUGAUUUUUUUGGGCCGAUUUCGGAGACUGUUGGGGGAGUUGUCGCCAUGUUCCUGUCCGCGGUCACCUUUGCCAAGAGCAAGUCAAAUGAAAACAAAAGUCCUCUUUGUGGAACAGAAAAAAAUACGCUCCCUCUAAACAAUGGAUUGAAAAUGAAUUUGAUUUAUAAAUGAGAAGACUGAGGGCGGGAUACUGAUUCAGAAAUUCUGCAGCGUGUAAUAAAAGAAGAGGAAGUGGCACGGAAUCACUGCCUCCUGUGAUUUGAAGGCCAUUGUGAAGGAAAACAAUGGACUGAAAGAAAGUUCUUCAUAUUAGGACAUAUAUCAUUGCAUCACAUUUAUUUAUCUUUCUGGAUAUUUUUAUAGCCCUUAAUAAAAAAUAUUAAAAUAGCGUGUA